This is a messenger RNA of Hydatigera taeniaeformis, 363 nucleotides long. The record is from the annotation of a GenBank genome assembly. Lineage: Eukaryota; Metazoa; Platyhelminthes; Cestoda; Cyclophyllidea; Taeniidae.
AUGUUCGCCAUCGGCGCGGGAUUCGAGGCUGUCCUCUUUGGUCUCUUCACCGUCGCAAUUGGGGGCACCCAACUCUGUGCUAUCUGCAAAGACGAAACUGCUGUGGAGAGCCUAAAACGCAACAAAGGGACCCCACGGCCGCGUAUAUCAAAGCGGGAGACGCUGGCGAACGUGUUUGGGCGGCCCUUCUCUUGGCGCUGGUUUAGUCCUUUUCAUCCACCGGCACCACUCACGCCAGUAGUGCCACCGCUUCCGCAGGAAAGCGAGACUACCGAAGGUGUCUCCGACCUCGAGAUGCACUCUUCACAGCAGCACCAACACCGUCACCGCGAGGAUCACUACGAUGACAUCUAUCUUGUAUAG